Molecule: messenger RNA, 2508 nt
Organism: Salarias fasciatus (jewelled blenny)
Lineage: Eukaryota; Metazoa; Chordata; Actinopteri; Blenniiformes; Blenniidae
Gene: kcna7
Product: potassium voltage-gated channel, shaker-related subfamily, member 7
Exons: 3
Coding region: 265-1851 (528 amino acids)
Biological process (GO): action potential; protein homooligomerization; potassium ion transmembrane transport
Cellular component (GO): voltage-gated potassium channel complex; membrane
Molecular function (GO): delayed rectifier potassium channel activity; protein binding
Source: RefSeq, a predicted model, not a curated record
GAGCCGCACUGCCACCCCCUCCUCCUCCUCCUCCUCCUCCUCCUCCUCAUACCGACAGGAGACCAGCAGCAGAGCCGGGCCGGGCGUCCAGAUGAGGGACCCGAGCCGCGGGGCGCAGCAGACGGAGGACACCUGGAGGUGGAGGCGCAGCAGCAGAACCAUGAUCGCUCCCAGCAGGAGGUGGCACUAGGCUGCAGGCAGGUGAGAGGAGCCGACGGCUCCAGAAAAGACUAGGAGACGACUGAAGUCCAGCGUAGCUGAGAGAUGGACAAUCAGGACAAAGGAGGAGGAGAAGGAGGCGAGAAGAAGGAGGAGGUGGAGGACGAAGACAAGCAGACCAAAGACAAGCUGGAGAAGGAGGGCGAGGGGAAGGAGCGGCGGCGGCAGAACCGGCGGCUGUGGCGCAGCGGCUGGGCGCUGACGGAGCGUCUGGCCAUCAACGUGUCCGGGAUGCGCUACGAGACGCAGCUCCGCACGCUGGCCCAGUUCCCCGACUCGCUGCUGGGCGACCCCCGGCGCCGCCUGCGCUACUUCGACCCGCUGCGCAACGAGCUCUUCCUGGACCGGAACCGCGUCUGUUUCGACGCCAUCCUCUACUUCUACCAGUCCGGCGGGCGGCUGCGGAGACCAGCCAACAUCCCGCUGGACAUGUUCCUGGAGGAGCUGCGCUUCUACGAGCUGGGCGAGGAGAUCAUCGAGCGCUUCAAGGCGGAUGAGGGCUUCGCCAAGGAGGAGGAGAGGCCCCUGCCCACCGAGAAGUGGCAGCAGCGCAUCUGGAUGCUGUUCGAGUUCCCCGAGUCGUCCGGCGGCGCUCGGAUCAUCGCCAUCAUCAGCGUCAUGGUCAUCGUCAUCUCCAUCCUGAUCUUCUGCCUGGAGACUCUGCCGGACUUCAGGAUGGAGAAGGAGCGGCGAGAGCAAUACACCACCAUACCUCACCCCAGCAUCCCCAACGAAACCAUCACCAUCCCGCCGGGGUUCACGCCCUUCCAGGACCCGUUCUUCAUCGUGGAGACCAUCUGCAUCUGCUGGUUCUCCUUCGAGCUGGUCAUGCGCUUCAUCUCCGCCCCCAGCAAGCUGCACUUCUUCAAGGACAUCAUGAACAUCAUCGACUUCCUGGCCAUCAUGCCGUACUUCGUCACGCUGGGCACGGAGCUGGCCAAGGACAAGGGCACGCAGCCGUCCGUGUCCCUGGCUCUGAUCAGGGUCAUCAGGCUGGUCAGGGUCUUCAGGAUCUUCAAGCUCUCCCGCCACUCCAAGGGUCUGCAGAUCCUGGGCCAGACGCUGAAGGCCAGCCUGCGAGAGCUUGCCCUGCUCAUCUUCUUCCUCUUCAUUGGCGUCAUUUUGUUCUCCAGCGCCGUCUACUUUGCGGAGGUGGACAACGCCGAGAGCUACUUCUCAAGCAUCCCCGAGUCCUUCUGGUGGGCGGUGGUGACCAUGACCACGGUGGGCUACGGCGACAUGUGUCCGGUGACGGUCGUGGGGAAGCUGGUGGGCUCCAUGUGCGCCAUCGCCGGCGUGCUCACCAUCUCCCUGCCGGUGCCCGUCAUCGUGUCCAACUUCAGCUACUUCUACCACCGCGAGAUGGAGUGCGAGGACACCAAGGAGUACCACCACGUCGCCACGUCCGUGUGGGAAAAGGACGGCGAGGACGACGAGGAGGAGGACGACGAGGACGGGUCGGAGGAGGUGCCCGAAUACACGGGGGACUGCCUGCCUCUGUACGGGGACAAGAGGGCGAUCUGCCCUCCGCUGAACGGGACUCUUCUGGCCGGGCUUUGCGCCGGACAGGCGACGGGAGACCUGAGAGGACUGAACUUCUACCUCAGAGAACCUCUGGUCACGCAGGUCUGACGGAUGGCCGGCAGCCAAGACGCUGAGACGUCAGGGUCGGGGAGGAACGAGGCAGGACACCACGGCGUCGGCUCUGGACAGGCGGAGACGGGAACUGGACAGUUUGAGGCUUCUGUGCAUUUUUAUUUGACUUUCAGUAAAUGUCCCAACAAAUGGACAGAACUCUUCGACCGACCUGGGAAAGUUUCCAGAUCCCUCAAAAUCUUCCUUGUCCAUCUCAGAUUGAAUAUACUCGCCAGUUUAUCCGAACUUCUUCAGAAGUGUCUCACAGUUUGGGAGGACCUCAUUCUUCCCCGAGGCUGAAGAGAUACGCAGCAACAGUUUUUCUUUGCCUGUAAUUCAUCGAAGAAAUGAUAAGAGUCAUAAAUUCAGCCACAUGUGAUCAUGCUAUUUAAAUUUUUUUGGGUAACUGAUUGGAGAAACCUGGAAGCAGGUUUAAAUAAAUUACCACUCUACAUGUGAUUAAACACCUUUCCAGCUGGACAGAGGACUAUGUGAUGGAUCUGAAAGACACUCUUUAAAUAAAGAAUAUAUAUGUUUUCUGGGAUAUGUGUUUGUGGGAAGCGGAGUUGGAUAUCUGGCAUGUGAAUGCAGUUAGAAAUACAAGUCUUAAAUGUAAAAAUGAUCAUUUUACGAGAGAAACCGGAGCAACUUUGA